CGUCCUCGCCCCGCCGGCCGCCCGGCCCCUCCCCUCCCUCGCGAGCUGCGCACCGCCGGCCCCGCUGACCCAGAGGCUCGCGCCCGCGCCCUUGUCCGUCCGACCGGCGACGGGCUCCCUGCGGCCGGCAGCAUGAGCGGCGGCGGCGACGUGGUGUGCACCGGCUGGCUGAGAAAAUCGCCCCCCGAGAAGAAGUUGAGGCGCUAUGCCUGGAAGAAACGCUGGUUUAUCCUGCGGAGUGGCCGGAUGAGCGGUGACCCAGAUGUUCUGGAAUACUACAAGAAUGAUCACUCUAAGAAGCCCCUGCGUAUCAUCAACCUCAACUUCUGUGAGCAGGUGGAUGCAGGCCUGACCUUCAACAAGAAGGAGCUGCAGGAUAGCUUUGUGUUCGACAUCAAGACCAGCGAGCGUACCUUUUACCUGGUGGCCGAGACAGAGGAGGACAUGAAUAAGUGGGUCCACAGCAUCUGUCAGAUCUGUGGUUUCAAUCAGGCUGAGGAGAGCACAGAUUCCCUGAGAAACAUCUCCUCGGCCAGUCACGGGCCCCGCUCCUCUCCAGCCGAGCUCAGCAGCUCCAAUCAGCACCCUCUGCGAGAACGAAAAUCCUCAGCCCCAUCGCACUCCAGUCAGCCCACCUUGUUCACGUUCGAACCACCCGGCUCAAACCACAUGCAGCCCCCACUGUCCACCAGCGCGCCUCAGGAGUACGUCUACUUGCACCAGUGCAUAAGUCGGAGGGCAGAAAAUGCCAGGAGUGCCAGCUUCUCUCAGGGCACCAGGGCCUCGUUCCUCAUGAGGAGUGACACAGCCGUACAGAGACUUGCCCAGGGCAAUGGACACUGUGUCAAUGGGGUCAGUGGUCAAGUCCAUGGCUUCUAUAGCCUCCCCAAGCCGAGCCGGCACAAUACAGAAUUCAGAGACAGUACGUAUGACCUCCCCCGGAGCCUGGCCUCCCAUGGCCACACCAAGAGCAGCCUCACAGGCUCUGAGACAGAUAACGAGGAAGUGUACACCUUCAAGACACCCAGCAACACCCUGUGCCGGGAGUUUGGGGACCUCCUGGUGGACAAUAUGGAUGUUCCAGCCACCCCACUCUCAGCCUACCAGAUCCCUAGGACGUUCACGCUGGACAAGAACCACAAUGCCCUGGCAGUGGCCACUCCUGGGGACUCAAGCAUAGCUCCCCCACCCAGACCUCCCAAGCCAAGUCAGGCAGAAACACCUCGAUGGGGCAGCCCUCAACAGAGACCUCCACUCGGUGAAAACAGCAGAUCGGUCUCUGCCGCGGCCACCAUCCCCAGGCGCAACACGCUCCCUGCGAUGGACAACAGCCGACUUCACCGAGCUUCUUCCUGCGAGUCCUACGAGUACCCUCAGCGUGGUGGAGAGAGUGCGGGCCGCUCUGCAGAGUCCAUGAGUGAUGGUAUCGGUUCUUUCCUGCCAGGGAAAACACUUAUAGGCCGAUCGGAUAGCAGCAAUUCUGAAGACAACUACGUGCCCAUGAAUCCAGGUUCCUCCACCCUGCUGGAGCGAGCAGGCGACAAUUCCCAGAGCGUCUACAUCCCCAUGAGCCCAGGGCCCCAUCACUUUGACCCCCUUGGCUACCCCUCAACAGCCCUUCCUAUGCACCGAGGCCCCAGCCGAGGGAGUGAGAUCCAGCCUCCCCCUGUCAACCGCAACCUCAAACCAGACCGGAAAGCAAAGCCAACACCGCUCGACCUGAGAAGCAACACUGUCAUUGACGAGCUCCCCUUCAAGUCCCCGGUCACCAAGUCUUGGUCUAGGGCCAUCCACACCUUCAACCCCAGCUCUUCCCAGUGCUGCCGCCCCGUCUCCACACAGAGCAUCACCAGCACGGACUCAGGAGACAGCGAAGAGAACUACGUCCCUAUGCAAAACCCGGUGUCUGCAUCGCCCAUUCCCAGUGGCACCAACAGUCCAGCCCCUAAGAAGAGCACCGGCAGUGUCGACUACCUGGCCCUGGACUUCCAGCCAAGCUCCCCAAGCCCCCACCGCAAGCCAUCCACGUCUUCUGUCACUUCCGACGAGAAGGUGGACUACGUCCAAGUGGACAAGGAGAAGACCCAGGCUCUGCAGAGCACCAUGCAGGAGUGGACGGACGUGCGGCAAUCCUCGGAGCCUUCCAAGGGAGCCAAGCUGUGACCAGGCCACCGAGCCUGGAGGGGGGCCUGGGGCACCACAGCUGGCUCCUCCCCGCCUCCCCAUUCUCCUCUCCCAUAGCCUCUCCCUCCCCCACCCCCUCCACUCUGCCGCUCUGGCCUUUGACACACUUGACAUCAGGGACCUGAACCCUUCCCUGGGAGGCGAGGGCCUGAUUGAGGCACUUCCUCUGCCCACUCGGGGCCCACCUUUGAUUUGUAUUAGCAAUGGCCAUGCCUCUGUUCACCUUAGAGCUAUUGCCAAAAAGCAUCCUUCAGCCUCUUCCUGCCCUUUAGAUCUGCGUAUACCCAUAGACGUGUGGAGGGAAGGCUGGGGCUCCGAGCCGGAUGCCAUGCCUCACUCGGUCACAACCCUGAGCCCCGGGGCUGCCUCCUUCAGUCCCUGAAGAAGCCCGUUUUCUCACUGACCAGGAAGACAAGGACCAGCAGACCAAAGUGGGCAUGGCCUUCAUCCCUGUCUGUCUCAGCACAGGAGAGGCAAGGCCACCAAACGAUGAAGUCAAGAAGGAAGGUUAGAGGUGGUCUUGAGGGACAAGAGAAUUACAUCCCCAGGUGCAGAAGGCAGUUGGCCCCUGCAGUGGUCCCCCCCUUUCAGCCAAGUGGCAGUGCCACUGUGCAGGUUGGCAGAGGCAGAAGGAUGAGGACAAAAGGACAGGAAGGCUGAGGAGGAUGAGGAACCGAGAACAGGGAGAGGGCUCUGAGCCCAGGAGAUGGGGGAGAAGGGCAGCACGGAGUCAGGCCCUGGGGCUGUGGAGCCGCAGGCCCACUCUGCUGCUUCCCCGAGACUCGACGUUCCCACCACCUAAGGGGACGGUCGGUGGGAGAAGCUUGGACUGGGCUGGGCGGGGAGCUCGGUGAGAGGAGGCUGGUGGGGCCGUGAGGAAGCAAUGCAAGGUGCAGGAUGGAGGGAGCAUGGGGGGUGCUGGAGGCGAUGCGGGGUGCAGGAGAGGGCAACCCUGGGACCUGAACGGGCUGGGCAGAGGCAUAGGGCAGUGCAGCAGCGGGAGGCGCAGGUAACGAUGGAUGAGAGGCAGGGUUGAGGCCAUGGGGCCAGCAUAGCGAGUGGGAAGAUACCCUAUGGGCCUGGUGGAGGCAGUGCCAGAGGGGGGCGUGCAGAGUGCAGCAGAAUGGGAGAGGGUGCUGUGUCGUGUUGGGAGUGACGUGUGGUGGCGUGACACAAGGGCAGCUCCCAGGACUGACGGACAACGGGGAGAGCAGUGCAGAGAGCAAACGGGGCAGGACAGAGCCUGGAGGAGACACGUGGGGAUAUGACAGCUUAUGCAGUGGGGCCGGGGUCGUGCCCCGGUGCAGGGCAGAUCUGAGCGUGGCCCAGUGCCAGGUCAGUGAUUCUCCGCUCACCUUCUGUUGGACCCUCGCAUCCCAGGUGCCGGCUUGGAGUGACCCCUGGCUUCAGGGACAGGAGAGGCCAGGCUUCUCCCGAGGCUGGAGAGGCCAUCAGAUCAGUGCCAGUCCCCACCCACCCCUGCCAGGGACAGGAAGUAGGGAUCACCCCAGGCUCCUCCCCAGCUUGGGGUGCCGGGAAGGGGGUAUCUGAAUAUUUCUAUGCUGAAAGUUCUUGGCCAAUUUUCUCAAGUUUCAGAGACACCUGGGAAGCCCAGAUGUUUCACCCUAUGCUGUGGAGCAGACUCAUCGCAAAAAAUAUAAAAAUAAAAAGUCUUCCCACAGUAACGAAUAGAGGUGGCCACUGCUCCCCUUUAGCUUCUGGGGGUGUACACACCCCUCACCAGCCCAAUGGCCUUGACCACUCCCUGAGAGGCACCAUCCUGGGAGGAAGUAUUUUCUCAGCAGUAGUCCCUCCCGUAUUAGGUCAAAUCAGCUCAGCCAGCGGUCAUUAACGGCUGCCGUGGCCAGGCUCUGGACCAGGCACUGGAAACACAGGACUGAAUCAGACUAUCCCUGCACUUAAGAAGCUCACAGUCAGCGAAGAAAACCGACAAGGACCCAAGGCAUUGAUAAUGGCCAUGGGAAAGACUUAAAAUGCUGAUGUCCCCAUUCCUAGGUGGGAAGCACAACCAUGCUGACAUACCUGGAGCUUGAGCAGAGGAAGUGGGGCUGCUUCCCCAGGGGUCAGGGCCAGGGCAGGUGUGGGAGGGGGCGGGGAUCAGAAAAGGGGGCUUCUAGGGAGAGGAGGUACCUGAGAUGGGUCUUGGAAGAAAGUGGGUCAGAUUUUGAAGGGAAGGAUAGCAGCGCUGGGCCCAGUGCAGGAGGAAGAGAGGAGAGACUUGGGAAGUUUGGGGAAUGAAAGACCUUGGGGAGUGUGGGUCCAUGCCUCCGUGUUCCCACAGGUGAAACGGCAGCGGUGGCAGUGGCCUGCAGCAGGCAGGGUUCGCCAGUUCACUCUGUCCAGCCCCGACUGUAUCCCUUUAAGGGCCCUCCCGUGCAGGGUCUCAGGUGGCAGAGCUUUCAAUGGUGCCACCCCUGAGCCCCAGCAGGCCACCCACGGGCCCAAGUGUUGAUGCCCUCAGCCCCGGCCCCAGCAGCCUCCUCUGUUAACCACUGGGUGCCCACAUGUCAGUGUUUUCUGAGUGUGCCCGGAUGUGAAUUAAAUUGGUUGGAGUCUUCAGAGAUGGUGUUCUAAUCUAAUCUGCAAGGAGACCUCCAUUCAGUUCUUGGUUCCUAGAACUCCCAAACCCUUAGGGCCGAGGCAGGGGCAGAGACGGGAGGAAGCACAUGAGAAGAGGGAACUGGCUCACAGCCCCAGCCUGCCGAGUAUUUAGUACAUACCUGUCAGCUCAGUUUUAAAAACCAGUCCCUUGGCCUAUCAGUGCGUCAACAUCCACCUCUCCCGGUGGCCCAGCAAGACUGGGGACGCUUUCCCGGAGUGGUUAACCGGGGGCCCAUCCUGCCUGGGGCUCCCCACAGCAGGAGCCGUCCUGGCCCACAUCUGCAAGGCUACAGACAGCAGAGCAGGGGCAGUGAGAGGAGGAGCGAGUGCUGCGGGCAGACGGGUCUCCCUUGCACCUCGGUUUGCCUGCCCGUGACGGGCGGGUAGACAGACGGGCAGUGUCUGAGGCCCCCGAGGCAGCGAGGCUCUUCUGUUUUAAGGGAGAAGUCCCUGUUCUGUGGCCUCCCUUGAGGGUCUGGACCACCCGGGCUAGGCAGCCAGUGAACCUGGUCCCCUCCCUGUAUUGAGUGUGGUAACCUCCACAUUUGAACCAUUCAACUCCGCCCGGAUCGUAGGACUGAAGCACAACCACUCCGAAGUGACUGGAGCAGGGGCCCAACUCCGGCCUGCCCCUUGCCCCUUCACCUGCCACAGGGCUGAGUCCUCAAGGCCAAGCGCAGCCAAGCAGCCCACCCCUGACCCACACCCUGUGGGUGACAGGGCUCUGGAAGCCGAGUGUAGCACAGGAGGGAGGGAGCCAGUCUGUCCCUGUCUGCGACCCUGGGCGAUGAGGCCAGCCCCGUGAGCGCUACAGCCCCUCCCACGGGGCCAUCGUGCUGGGACUCCGAGCCCUUGGCCCCAGGCCAGAUCGGCCACCCAAGGGGCGUGGGUCCCAUUGGAGAUUCUGGCUGUCAUGUGAUAUUUGGUGGUGUGUGUUCUUGUGUGUGUGUUGGUUACCUGUGUCUUGAAAGUUAGAAUCAUUUACACAGAGUUAUUGAUAUUUGUCAGGAAACAGAAAAUGGGCCAGGAGAAGCCCAGUCUUGGGCUCUUGCCCUGUUACCAUUUAAAAUUGACAUUUAAUUUUUCAAAUCACUGUUGGUGCCUAAUCACUUAAGUUAUUAAUUUAUUAUUUUCUUUUAAAAAAAUUUGUAACACGUAUUUAUCCUGUGGGUAGGUCUGGGGCGGGUGGGCACGCGCUCACGGGGGUCCCGUCUGUGCUGGGGCGGCCUGGCGCCAGCGGGGCCCCUUCACAGUGGAGUUGGAGCAGGACGACAAUAAAGUCCGUUAGACACGA
Molecule: messenger RNA, 6100 nt
Organism: Phyllostomus discolor (pale spear-nosed bat)
Lineage: Eukaryota; Metazoa; Chordata; Mammalia; Chiroptera; Phyllostomidae
Gene: GAB2
Product: GRB2 associated binding protein 2
Exons: 10
Coding region: 133-2163 (676 amino acids)
Source: RefSeq, a predicted model, not a curated record